Molecule: messenger RNA, 7777 nt
Organism: Myxocyprinus asiaticus (Chinese sucker)
Lineage: Eukaryota; Metazoa; Chordata; Actinopteri; Cypriniformes; Catostomidae
Product: stromal membrane-associated protein 2-like
Exons: 10
Coding region: 1712-2968 (418 amino acids)
Biological process (GO): regulation of clathrin-dependent endocytosis
Molecular function (GO): GTPase activator activity
Source: RefSeq, a predicted model, not a curated record
ACACCUGUGACCUUGAGUAACUACAGGUAAUGUAUGGACAUGUUCCACUAAGUCUGACGAUCACAAAGUGUUUAAAUACAUUAUAAACUACUGCUUCACAGUUAAUCCUAACAAACCUUAAUGAAAAGGAUGCCUGUGCUACAUUUCUUUUAAAUAAAUGAUAUUGGUUUUGAUUUAAUUGGCAGUGAACUCAAUUUUUGUAAGGGAAUGGUUUCUAAUGCAAUGACAUCACACAUGUUUAAGUGUGUCUUAAGGGUCCAGAUUAGGUUUUGAGGUCACUGUACCUCAACGCUGUGAAUUGAGAAGUCAAGGCAGAGGAAAAUAAAAACAUUUUAAUUAAGCGAAUGUAGAUGGGGUUAGGAAAAGUUUGCUUUGUUGAAGGCAUUCCACUUUUGCUAACAGCAUCCUGAUUAUCUCUUGUAUUUAGACCUAUUUCUGACUGAACACGGAACAUAUAUCAAUCUUAUUCAGCGCCAUGUUUAUUUAUUUUUGACGGGAAUGAAUACGCGGCCGUGAGGGAUCUCUUCAAUUAUAUUGUAAGCACUUGUAUAAAGCUGUAAAGCUAGAUCACAUCUAAUUUUCACAACUUGUUUACUUUUUUCCCCCCAGAAAUAUUUUAUUUAAAUUUCUGUCAGCUGAACGAUUAACACUAAUGUAGUACAACCCAUUGUUUUCGUUCCCUUUAAAAAUUAAAUAUGGCUUCGGGUCAUCCUGUUGUUUACGUAAACCGAGGUUGCACCUCCCAAAUCUGCUGAAUGACAUUGCAUGACAGUUAAAAGCUGUCAUUAAUCUUACUUCAUACUCUUAGCCAUCAUGUACAGGCAAGAUAAAAUAGUUAUUUAACAUGGCUGCAAAAAGGCAACAAAUGAAUGAAUUCUGUGCGGUUUCAUACAAUGUCGUGUUUUCCCCACUGGAUGGCACAAUUCCUCAAAUUCUAGAUGUUACACAAAGGGGCGAUAAUUCACAUCAUAUACCAGCGAACGUCACGACCGCAAUUGUUCAUCUGAUGUUGGAAUUUAUUGUUCAGUCUUAUAGAUGUUGAAUGUGAUAACAGCGCAUGACUGCAGCCCACAAGAAGACACAAACGAGGCAUUGCGGUGACUAAGAGCGGAAACAGGAAAGCGCAUCUGAGAUAUGUUAGGGGCUGUUCACACCGAACACGACCUUACGCUAAAACAAGCUAGACGCAAGCUUAAGACGCGUUUUUAACAACAAAUAUUUUGAACUUUACACGGCGUUUAAAAAACGCCACGCUCCUGCACGAGACGCUAAAACAGUGAGACGGUCAAAGACGUCGAGUCUAACGCAGGUUUACAUACGAAAACAGUUGGAAAAACAGCGCGGAGAGCGCGUCAAAGCGUUUUCGGUUUGAACGACCCCUUGUGCUGAAGUGUAGCGCUUGAACGUACUCGAUGAUGUUUCUCUGAUACUGCGGGAGGAAAAGUUGUGGACCAACGAAUGUACAGCAGGGAAGGUCGCGUUGUUUUUCAAACGUUUGUUGGCUUUGAAGCAACCAUUUUCUCUUAUCUAGCGGUAUAACGGUGUUUUUGUGUUCAUCUGCAGCCAACACCGGUUGUGACAGUCAGCGAUCUGCUUCCCGGUGUUUCCAUUAACUGACAAAACAUCUGAACAUUUUCUUCUCAAUAGCGGUUGACCAUUUAUUCCAGAGCUCCAGUUUACGGGUGUAAAAGUGAGAUAUCGAGCUGUGAAGAUGACGGGUAAAUCAGUGAAAGACAUUGACCGCUAUCAGGCUGUACUCGCAUCUCUUCUCGCGUUAGAGGAAAACAAGUUUUGCGCUGAUUGUCACGCCAAAGGUCCCAGAUGGGCAUCCUGGAAUCUUGGAAUCUUCAUUUGUAUACGCUGUGCGGGAAUCCACAGGAAUCUUGGCGUGCACAUAUCACGAGUUAAAUCUGUAAACUUGGACCAAUGGACUCAAGACCAGAUUCAGUCUGUUCAGGAGAUGGGGAAUGCCAAAGCACGACGACUAUAUGAGGCCUUUUUACCAGAGUGCUUCCAGCGCCCAGAAACAGACCAAGCUGCUGAGAUUUUUAUACGAGACAAAUAUGAUAAGAAGAAAUAUAUGGACAAGUGCAUUGAUAUCCAGUCCUACAAGAGAGAGAAGAGUGAGACAGUAACAAAGGAGGCUCCUGUUGUUUUUGAAAAGAUGAAGGUGAAAAAGGAUGAGUCGCAACAAUUCAAAAACAGUCCAAAGAAACAGUCACAGUCUGUAAAUGACCUAUUAGGACUAGAUGCCUCAGCUCCUCAAGCACCUGUGUCCAAUGGCAAGCCAUGCACUGAACUUAGCCCCGCCCUCGACCUCUUCAGCUCUCUGCCUGCUGCUGUCAGCAGUUCAAACUCAGCCAGAAGCACGCCUAGCUCAGGGUCAAUGCCCACUGGGCGAGUAGCAGCAUCAGUGCCCGAGAACCUCAGCCUGUUUCUGGACCCGCCCACCAAAAGCGAAGACAGCAGCAAGAAGAUGUCCAAGGAUUCGAUCCUCUCUCUGUACAGCAGUGCAACUCCACAAACAAUCAUGGCCACUCACGCUGGCAUGUUCAUGGGUGCAACACAGAUGCGCUACGUCCCUGCUGCAGGAUACGGCCAAUACCAGGCCCUUAGUGCCCAGCAGGCCAUGAUAGGGCCUAUGAUUGCUCCGCAAAUGAAUGUACUUGGACAGGGAGGUGUCAUGCAGCAAACAGGAGUGGCAACUGCUCCUCCAUACAUGGCAGGGGUGCAGGGGGGCGUGAUGGGAAUGCAGAACGGGAUGAUGGGAGGCAUGGCAACAGUUCCUCAGCAAGCAUAUGGAGCACAGCAGGCUCAACAGCUGCAGUGGAACAUCAGCCAGAUGACUCCGCACAUGGCAGGCAUGAAUUUCUAUGGUGCCAAUAACAUGAUGGGACACGGGCAGCCCAUGGGUGGGGCAGCUGCUCCCGGUUCAAAUCAAAUGCUCGGGUCACAUGUGUGGAAGUGAUGAUGUCCUAAAGAGAGAUUAACAGUCUGAAUGGGUGGGCUUGGAUGGUGCUACAACUGACUAUCAGCAGAAGGAAUACGUUGGGGAGUCGAUUGGAUGAUCGCAACAGAAGUCCCUACCUCCAUCAUUCUCAGAGCCAUUUUCCACAUUCUCCUGCUUGCCUUUAAACAGUCAUAUACUCAGAAAGAGAAUCGAACACAGUUGCAUUAGCGAGGUAUGGCGUGUAUUACAUAUGCAGCAAUACUCGCAUUUCUGAUGCUCUUUUCAUCUGAAACUCCGCACUUCACAGCUCCAACAUUAUGGUUCUCUCUUUCAGUUCUCUCAUUGUUAUUUUCAGUUAAAGUUCACCCUAUAAUGAACAUAUUGUGGUCAUUUACUCACCCUCAUGUGGAUCCAAACCUGUAUGACUUUCUUCCGUUUCUUCGGCACAAUGACAUCCUCAGUCACCAUUCUUUUUCAUUGUAUGGAAAAAAAAGAUGCAGUGAAAGUGAAUGGUGACUAAGUCAUACGGGUUUGGAACAAAACAAGGGUGAGUAAAUUAUGAAAUAAUUUUAACUUUCCCUUUAACCUGUUCAUGGUUAUUUUUUAUCCUAAACCACUUGAUCAUACAGAUACAUAUGCUGUUUUAGGAGGUAACUACCCAAGUAGGCACUGGGGUUUGAACCAAGCUUAUAUGUCCCUGCUCUAAACAUGCUUGCAAUCAUAAAUGAACACUUGAACGUGCAUACAGCUUUACUCAGAAGCCAUUUCAGUUGUGAUGACAUGCCAUUUUUGUUUGUAAAGGUAAGAACCUGUGUCUUUACAACCUUUGAUACUGCUGUGAGAAAAAUGUCCAUUACUGUGUUGCUAGGUCUGCUAUUAAGGGGCUCCUGAAAACCUAUGAAUGAUACUUUGACUCGAUGUUUAAAUUCGCAACUCAGGAAAAACAUGCUUGGGAGGAUGAGGGUUUUCACAUCCAUCUCAUAGCUAAACAUUCACAUUCAGCCAAACAUUUAUUAAAUCUUUGUAGUCUGCACAGAUCUUUGGAAUGACAUGUUCUGGAUGGAUCCUGUGGUCUAUGAAGUGGGUUCCUCCAUUUGGUGUUUGUUUGAGUGCAUUGGAGCCUGACCUCAAAUGUUUCAUUGCACCAUUGAUUGUAUUGUGCACUGCUUUUCUCCUCAUUACUGAAUGCAGGGUCACCGCUGUCAAAAUAAACCUUUGAGACUCUAAGGAUGCAGUGUGGACAGAGACCAAAUGAUUGUUUCAUUCUGACUUCUGCCAAUGAGCAGAAUUUACCACAGCCACUGUGUGAAGUUCAUUUAAACCAGUCAGCUUGGGGUUUUGUCAACAAGUUUAAUGUACACACUUUGUUUGAGUUUAACAUCCUCUAAAGUAACCAAAUGCAUUUUUUUUUUUUUUUGCUCAUAUUUACAGAACAGCAUAAAGUAUACUGGAAAGUAGGGGUGAGUGAGCCAACAAUUCGUAUACAGUGCCUAUAGAAUGUCAUCAUACCUUAAAAUGUGUCACAUUACACCCUGGAAAUGUAAAUAAAUUCAAUCUAACCUUUUCCAGUUGUAUUUACACAUUAUAACCUUCAACAUCAAUGUGAAAUAACAUAAAAAAAAUUCUGAGCAAUUAUUAAAAAUAAAAUAGUUAAAUACCUGGUUUAGAUCAGUGACCAACCCCCUAAGAGUAACCAUUAUAAACUUGCUCAGAUGCAACCAAUCACCUUUCAGAUCACAUACCUGACUAACUAGCCCCUACCUGACAUUAACUGUAGUAGAUUUGAUUACUGUAGUAUAAAAACCAGCUGUUCCAUGAGGAUUCCAUUACUUGUAGUGCAUGGUAAUGAAUUCAAGAAUUCACCAUGCUUCGAAAGGUGCUUUUAAGGGCUCCUGGAUAAAACUGUGGAAAGGCACAGGUUAGGAGAAGGGUACAAAAAGAUUUCAAAGGAUUUAACUAUUCCUCUGAGUACCGUUCAGAGCAUUAUUAAAAAGUAGAAAGCACAUGGCACCACCAAAAACAUGCCUAGAUCGGGCUGUCUCUCCAAACUAGAUGACCGUGCCAUUAUUGAGCAGGGAAGUUAUUAAGAGGCCAAAGGCAACUUUGAAGAAUUUACAAGCCCUUAUGGCUGGAUCGGUCUGUGCAUGUUUCAACAAUCUCCCAAGCUUUACACAAAGCUGGCUUUUAUGGCAGUGUGGCAAGAAAGGCUGAAGGUUUUAUGGUCAGAUGACUCAAAAAUUGAACUUUUUGUACUGAACUCCAAGCUAUAUUUGGAGAAAACCAAACACAGCACACAACCCAGAACGUACCAUACAUACUGUGAAGCAUGGUGGAUGCAACAUUAUGUUGUGGGGGUGUUUCUCUUCAGCAGGGACUGGGCAAUUGGUCAGGAUUGAAGAGAAAAUGGAUACUACCAUGUACGCCUAAAUUCUUGAGGAAAAUCAGUUGCCCUCUGCUCGACAACUGAAGAUGGGCAAGUUGUUCACUUUUCAGCACCACAAUGACCCUAAACACACCACCGAAAAAAACAAAACAAUGCAGUGGCUUAAAGAUAGGAAGGUAAAAGUCCUUGAGUGGCGAAGUCAGAGCCCUGACCUAAUCCAAUAGAAAACCAGUGGAAUGACUUGAAAAGAGCAGUGGGCAAAUAUUCCCCAAUCUAGGUGCGCGAAGCAAGUAGAGAUGUAUCCAAACAGACUGAUGGCUGUCAUUAAAGCAUAAGUAGCUGGGGUAUGAUCACUUUUCAAACCCUGUUCAUUUUUUUGUUACUCAAAUGUUGUAAGGCACAAUUUGUAAAUAAAGAUGUAAAAAAAAAAAAAAGGUUUUGAUUUCAGGCUGUGUAAAUAGUGACAAUUCCAAAGGGGUAUGAUGAUUUUUUUUUAUAGGCACUAUAUGUCAUGCAACUACACUACCCACUGAACUGCAGUUCUGACUUCUCAGUUCUGAUUAUCUUUUAAACUAGAGCAUAUAAAAAGGAGAAACCAGGACCCCUUUAAUAAGAUUGCAAGGAGUUAUAGUCAUUUUAAAAUGUGCUGUUGUAUAUAUUUCUCUUUGUUUUUGGGAGAUGUUUUCACCUUGCAUAGCCAUAGGGACUCACAAAAUGUUCUGCCCAUUAAAACUGAUUUUCAGAUCAGUAUGAACUAUGAUGCGGUGGUUUGUAAAGGAGUUUAACAAUAUUUGGUUGCAUAAUUGUUUGCUAAAAUUAUGUCGUUUGUUGAUGCUUUUUAUACCUGAGUGAAUAGAUGGUCUAUGAAAUUACAAUAAAUGGUUUGAAUUGUCUUUGUCAUUCUGCACAUCACUGCCCUCUACUGGCCAAUAAGUGAUCCUCAGUUAUGUUAUAAGAAAGCUGUGUGAGAUGGAUGUUUUUAGCAAAUCAUUUGUAAUCAUGUAUGUGCAAAGUUGCUGAAUGUAAUUGUUGUUCGGCUGGACUUUUUUUAUAGUGCAAAAUGUUUCUUUUAAGUUGAAUCCGCAUUGCAUUUUUUUUAGGUUUCGUAUUUGUGUUUGCUUGAUUCGGAUUAAAUGGGACUGUGUUCUUAUAUUUUCUGCUAAUUUGGCAUAUUUGAACCUGUACAUAGAAUAUUUGUUAUGAUAUGUAAUACCCUCUAUGUAAAUUACAAGUCCUUGGGUUUCUUUCAUUUAAAACUAUUGUUAUUAUGGCACUUUACUAAUCAAAGUUUGUCUGCAUGAAUUGUUGUUCAUUGAGAAAGUUUAUCAGAAGUGAUUAGCUGAUAUGUUUAUUACAGACAUCAUUAAAUUGCAUAUGCGACAACAUCACGUGCAUGCUAGCCAUUCAAAAACAGCAAUGUUCAAAGUGACUUCAUAAUAUAUCAGUGGGCUGAAAAGUGUUACUGCUGAUCUGAUUCACCACAUCUGCUAUUAAAGGAAAGUUCACCUGCCCAAAAAUGAAAAUUCUGCCCUUAUUUACUCACCAUCAUGUUGUUCCAAACCCGUAUGACUUUCUUUUUCUGCAAUUUUGUGUUCCGCAGAAGAAGAAGAAAAAAAAACCAUGAGGGUGAGUAAGUAAGGGCAGAAUUGUCAUUUUUGAGUGGGUGAACUAUUCCUUUAGCCUUGCACUGAAAUGUAUCCGUGUCCGGCCUGAGUGUGAAGCAGUAAACUUGUGUUAUCAGAUUAUUUAAAGAAGAACGUUGAUGGUUUUCUUUUGUUGUAGUGCUCUAAUUAUGAAAAGCAAUACUGGGUAGACUAAUGUCUUUGGUUAUGAAAUGGCAGCCUGUUGACAAGUGAUUAAAAGAGAAUCAAUGAUUCUGUAAUUCUAUAUACUGCAUCUGUAUAGAAAUCUUAUACAAAAAUGCAAAUGCUUUACAAUGCAUAUCUUAUACCACACGUACAAUAAAUGCUUUUGUUUUAUGCUAGUCAUAAAUGUGAAACCCCCAAUUGUUAUUUCUCAGUAGGCAUCAAAAUUCUUCCUUUUCUAAAAUUGCAAAGGGCUUUAUUGUUUUCUGGAUUGGUUGGCAACAUGCAGACUCAAGGAAGAUAUUGCAAGAAUAUGACCCCGACAGCUGUGUAAUGGUUAUCAUCGCUCCUUUUGGUGAAAUGGUGCUAAAACAUCAUCGGCCCACAUUACAUCGUGGAGGUCUUGAACAUUCUUUCUUUGUGAAUUGUUCACACUUUGAGAGAAUGAAACUUUAUUUUAAUGUCUGUUCUUUUAAAUGGAUUACAUCAUUGUGACUCACAGUUAAUGUACAUACUACUGUAUGUGGGUUAUAAAGUUUGUAUUUAAGUUGCUCAAUCUUGUUUGCUUCCUUUUCAAUACUUUUCAGGAUAUCGAUCAAAGGCAUGAAUGUAUAAUUAGAUGAGAAAUAAACAUCUUAA